AUGUGCUACGUCAGUGCGACCCUCUUCUACGGCGUGUGCAUCAAGACGCACUCGCUGCAACUCGCCGCGCGAGCUUGGCCGACCCUCAAGCGCACCCUCGAAGUCAUCGACCUCCUCCUGGCCAGGAAGCGCAGGGGGUAUCUCCGCGUCAGCAACUCGACAGGCGCUGCGAGCAUUGUCGACUUGACGAACGAGGUUUGGGAGCUGAUCCGCCUGCACACGCGCGACGCCAUCUUCGAGCAGAGCUGCCGGGAGCUCGUCGGAGGAUGCCACUACGCAGCUUCGGGAGACGAUAUUGGCCCAUCGCAGACUGCCACGAUGCGCCACCUUCAGACUUGCGACGACUGCUACGACUACCUCGUCUGUGACGGACGGCUCAGCACAUUCGUUAGCCAGUCUCUGCCGGUGAUUGAGUUUCUCCUCACCGACUUCGGCCUCCGUCUCGUCGGCGACGACAGCUUCACUCACGAAUUGCCGAACGACGCUCCGUUCGAAUUCCUCUCGCACUCUCGCGCGGUCGCUAUCCUUUACUCGGGUGACGAGGGUCUCGGCGAGCCGCGUAUCCGCAGCUGUCCCUGCGCGAACAACAACGGCAAUGGCCAAGGCAACGAGAUUGUCGAGAUUGACCCGCUCAUCUUCCAGCUUCCGCCUGACGCCAACGAGCGCUUCGAAGAUCUCUUCCUCGCCUUUCCGCAACUUGAAGCAGUCUAUGCGCCUUCGAACGAACGAUCACCGCCGAAACGCUCCAGAACUCGCAAGACGGCGCGUCGCAGCCGGCCUUCCGGCACGAUGCGAGGCCGCACCCCGGCGCAGAAGUACCGCGAUCAAUGGAACUACGAACAGGUGUUGAACAGGAAGCCCAGCUCUACGCAUGCGACGCUCGGAGAAACCACCAGUUUUGCCGUCCCGCGAGUAAUCUCUCCUUCCGCAACUUCACUGACCUCCGCUCACACCCAUUCAAACAUGGCUCCCCGCGGUCGCUCUUCUAUCGUGCAGUCCGGUACAGAGGCGUUCACGGAGAACCUGCACGUCAAUUAUUGCCUCUGCGGCGAGUUCAUCCUAGUCGUCGACGCACCCCUAGCAUCCCUACCACGCCGACCAGCCGACUCAUCACAUUGCCUCGUCAACACCGGUCCCUCUAAGCGCGUCUACAAGCUGAACAUCACCGAGACCUCGAAGGACUACAAGCCGCCCGAGGUGCCGAAGCAGACGGAGGAUACAUUGGUGGUGAAUCAGUAUGGCGCGGCGGGCAAGAAUGGGAAUGGGGUGUUGGUGAACCGGGAUGGCGGGUUCGAGUUCCAGCGACGACUGUUCUGCCCUCGGUGUCAACUACAGGUGGGUUACGAGACGGUACCGGGCGAGGGACAGAAGGGAGACGCGACGUUUAUCCUCGCAGGCGCACUAUCCGAUAUCCAGAACAAGGCUCCGGCCGAGGCGUUUGGCGAGCCGACAGUCACGCCGGCGGGGAACUUGGCGGACCAGGGUGCCCGAGAGGCGGUUGCGGCGGCGUGA
Molecule: messenger RNA, 1512 nt
Organism: Rhodotorula toruloides NP11
Lineage: Eukaryota; Fungi; Basidiomycota; Microbotryomycetes; Sporidiobolales; Sporidiobolaceae
Exons: 8
Coding region: 1-1512 (503 amino acids)
Source: RefSeq, a predicted model, not a curated record